AUGGAAGCAGCAUUGAUGUUUGUUCAUUGCUUGACUCUAUAUUGUCAUCUGAUAGGAGAAAUUUGGCAUUAUGUGCCAUCUCCUGACAGAGUCAUUGCUGCUCAAUAUGGCGAGCCUAUGGUGGCCUCUGAUGAUAAGCCUGCACAAGAUUCUCAGCAACUUCAGAAAACCAAGUGGGACAAAUUGGAAGCAUUCAGCAUUAGUAUAUCAGAUUUUACUCUCGCACUUCUCGCUAGAGAUGAAUUUGGGAGAUUCCAGGAACUUCUAUUUGAAACUAAUGUCAAUUUGAGUGCUGAAGGGCCAAAAACACUAAAUAAAGUUUCUUUUGAGAUUUCCAAGUUUUCCAUCCUUUCUCAGUUCCUUCAUGAAGCUGCAGAACACCAAGCUACGGAAAUUCAAGUUCCUCAUUUUUCUGCUGUUGCAUGUGAUGAUAUUUCAUCAUCCAUUAUGCUUGGAGAUCCUUCAGUUAUCGAAGAGCAUGAGAAUACAGGACAAUCUGUCACUCAUGAUUCAAGUUUCAUGAGUACUUCUGCUUUUCAACAUGAACCUUAUGCUGAUACUUUGCCAGAUUUAUGUGAUAAUACAGGAUCCAAAAAUUUGCAUUCAAGUCCUCAAAGCUACAUACUGAAAGAGUUAUGUGCAGUCAUUGCAGUUGAGUGGCCUGUCAAAAGAGAUGGGACUGGUCCGCUGGACAUAAAUCAGCUUUGGGUUGGCAAGGGUUCUAUUUCAGGUUUUGAUAUGGUCCUCUCUCUAAGUCAGUUACGGAUGAUACUCUCUGUUGUUGAAUCUUUGUCUGGAGUUUAUAGUGAAGAGAAAAGUAGUAAUUCGACACAAAAACGUUGGUCCCUGAAACAAGAAUCUGAAGGAAGUUUCCGAGAAAAAAUUCCUGAUGGAUCAAUAGUCGCAAUUGAGGAUGUCUAUCAACACACAUUUAUUGCGGUUGAGGAUGCAGAAAGUGGAUACAACUUAGUUGGAACAAUUCAUUAUUCGCUUGUGGGAGAGAGGGCUCUUUUCAGGCCACCUCUGAUAUGGUAUAUUAUGGAUUUUGAUAUUCAAUUGACUUCAACCAUACUAAAAGCUUGUAUGGAGAAUGGAAACGGACAUGCUAAUGGUAGUGGAGCGUCUAAUGGACAUGUAGAGCCGCUUAGAUCCAUUUCAUAUAGACCACGAGGCGGAGGAGACCGCGUGAGAUAUACUCCAACUGAUAGGCAUCCUCGAUGCCAGUGUAGGGCUAUAUACGUGUAUCCUAACGAUUUGGUGUUGUCCUUAGACGAUGAGCGUCGCCAUUUGUGGGACGCUAACCACACCCUGACCCAGGAUGUAGAGGAGCUGAGUAUCAUGGUAGAUACUCAGUUUGACCGUAUAGCUGAGUUAGAGCAGAGGUUAGCAGCUGAGCAUGCUAGGCUGGAGGCUGCUCGCGUGGAGAUAGAGCGACCGAGGUCUAGGGUGACUCGAUCCGGUAUCAGGGCUGAUGCUGCGAUGAUGAUGGAUGAGGUCACGAGUAUCCUUCAGGGUAUCGAGCAGGCGGGUGUUGAAGAGGACCCGGAGGAGGACCCGGAGGAGGAUCCGGAGGAGGAUGUUGCCCCUAGUAGCGCUGUUGAGGGUUAG
Coffea eugenioides is the source of this 1608-nucleotide messenger RNA. RefSeq lists its product as uncharacterized. Bases 1 to 1608 code for a protein of 535 amino acids. The record is from RefSeq and is a predicted model, not a curated record. The transcript has 6 exons. Lineage: Eukaryota; Viridiplantae; Streptophyta; Magnoliopsida; Gentianales; Rubiaceae.